This is a messenger RNA of Cynocephalus volans (Philippine flying lemur), 1014 nucleotides long. It is a transcript of the gene TMBIM6, whose product is annotated as transmembrane BAX inhibitor motif containing 6. Lineage: Eukaryota; Metazoa; Chordata; Mammalia; Dermoptera; Cynocephalidae. The coding region runs from base 107 to 820 and encodes 237 amino acids. The record is from RefSeq and is a predicted model, not a curated record. Gene Ontology annotation, cellular component: mitochondrial membrane. Gene Ontology annotation, molecular function: enzyme binding. Gene Ontology annotation, biological process: negative regulation of apoptotic signaling pathway; negative regulation of RNA splicing; negative regulation of endoribonuclease activity. The transcript has 10 exons.
AGCCAACCCUGGGAGAGUCAGAGCACAUCCGGUGUUAGAAGAGGUGGUGGGCUCCUGAGAGGCUGGUGAAGAAGAGCGGAGGCUGUGUCACACAGACUCUGGAACCAUGAACAUAUUUGAUAGGAAGAUCAACUUUGAUGCACUCUUAAAAUUUUCCCAUAUAACCCCCUCAACACAGCAGCACCUGAAGAAGGUCUAUGCAAGUUUUGCCCUCUGUAUGUUUGUGGCAGCUGCGGGGGCCUAUGUCCAUGUGGUCACUCAUUUCCUUCAGGCUGGCCUGCUCUCGGCCUUGGGCUCUCUGGGGUUGAUGAUUUGGCUAAUGGCAACACCUCAUAGCCAUGAAACUGAGCAGAAAAGACUGGUACUUCUUGCUGGAUUUGCUUUCCUUACAGGAGUUGGCUUGGGCCCUGCUCUGGAGUUGUGCAUUGCCAUCAACCCUAGCAUCCUUCCCACUGCCUUCAUGGGCACAGCAAUGAUCUUCACCUGCUUCACCCUGAGUGCACUGUAUGCCAGGCGCCGUAGCUACCUCUUUCUGGGAGGUGUCUUGAUGUCAGCCAUGAGCCUGAUGCUCUUGUCUUCCCUGGGGAACCUUUUCUUUGGAUCCAUUUGGCUUUUCCAGGCAAACCUGUAUGUGGGUCUGGUGGUCAUGUGUGGCUUUGUCCUUUUUGAUACUCAGCUUAUUAUUGAAAAGGCCGAAAAUGGAGAUAAGGAUUAUAUCUGGCACUGCAUUGACCUCUUCUUAGAUUUCAUUACUCUCUUCAGAAAACUCAUGAUGAUCCUGGCUAUGAAUGAGAAGGACAAGAAGAAAGAGAAGAAGUGAAAUGACCAUCCAGCCUUUCCCAAUUUGACUUUCUCUCCUUCCAUCCCUCAUUUCCUCUUUGCACACAUUACAGGUGGCGUGUUCUGUGAUAAUGAAAAGCAUCAGAAAAGCUUUUGUACUUUGUGGUUUUCUCUAUUUUGAAUUUUUGAUCAGAAAACUGAUUAGCAGAAUAUAGUUUGGAGUUUGGCUUUGUC